This is a messenger RNA of Scylla paramamosain (green mud crab), 5379 nucleotides long. Its product is annotated as leucine zipper putative tumor suppressor 2 homolog. The record is from RefSeq and is a predicted model, not a curated record. Bases 364 to 3252 code for a protein of 962 amino acids. NCBI's taxonomy places the organism in Eukaryota, Metazoa, Arthropoda, Malacostraca, Decapoda, Portunidae. The transcript is spliced from 9 exons.
UUCCGAAGGUGGGGUGAGGCGGACCUCAACCAGGAGAGAUGGUCUUCAGUGCUCACGUGUUUAUUUGUUGCAUUGCGGUUAAGGCUAGAACAUUUGUCUGACACACAGUCCAAGGAGAGCCGAGGACUGAUUUCUAGUCAUACUCCUGAAAAUCCAAAGGACUAGGAAAGAUCUGUUUCGUGCGUGAAAGCAGACGUUGUGUUGCAAGACUGCAUACUGCGAAUGGUGAUAUGGAGGUUUGGAAGCACCAUACCCGCAGUGAACGUGCAUAGAACUCGUACACCCGCCACGCCAGGGAGGCGCUGUUAGAUGGCCGGCACACGCCUACUCUCAACGCCAUGGCUGCCGCUCUGCAAAUAAAGGAUGGCGUCCCGGUCGGACAGCGGCAACGAGACCCGCGGGUCCUCGGAGUCUGACAACUCGCCCACGCCCACACCCACCAAAGACUUCGAACAGCAGCAGCAACAACAACAGCAGCAGCAACAGCAGGAGGCGCAACAGCAGCAGCAGCAGCUACAACAACAGCAACACGCUAGGGAAAGCCAGAACACCCGGGAGCUCCAGCAGCAGCCGCGACCCAAAGGCCUUCACAUUCCCUCUACCAGCCGCGCCUUCCUGACGCCAGCCACCACUUCGGGCCCCGUCUCCACCCACGUCCCCUCCCUGGCCUCCAGCAGCCGCUCGUCCCAGGGCCACCGCUGCUCCUACCCCCGCAUUAACCCCCUCACCACCCCCAUCUCCCGCACCACCCCCGCCAUCUCGCCCCUCACCAGGACCAUCAUCAUACCCUCAGCGCCUAGAGUCACUCCGGCACCCGCACUACGCACCACGCCCACCGCCACGCCCUCACAGAGAACUACACCCACAGCUACCCCUUCUCAGAGAACCACGCCGACGGCAACGCCUCAGAGAACAACGCCCACCAUCACCUCUCAGAGAACCACGCCUGUCACGCGGCCCUCUCGAUUGACUCCUUCGUCCACGAGACUCACGCCCACCACCCACAACCAGAGGCCGCCGCCCCUCAGACCCUUACCUCGGAGACCGCCGUCCUCAGGAAUGGGGUCAGCAGGAUCGGUGCACGUCGGAGCUCCUCUGGGUCCCCUCAAUUCGUCCAGAGGGAGGCAGCGGAACAGCGUGGCCGUGGUGGACUCCCGCGAGCACAUCUACGAGGAGCUGGAGCUGUGCCGUGGCCCACCCAAGCUGGCGCCCGUAUCAGGAGUUUUGCCACAGGGUAAGGUGGUGAUUCGUCCCAUUGCCUUCAAGCCUGUAGCGUCCCCCGGGGUACAAGCCAUCUCCCCCCCGACCAACGGCGGAGUCGUCGGCGGGGGAUCCACAGCGAGCUUCGUGGUGCAUUCGUCAAGCGGCCUGCCCGCCGCCAAGCCCGACCCUCGCUACACCUCCGCCCCCUCCCUGGCUAAGGGGGUCAUCCACCAUUAUGGCAGUAUGGGUGACCUCAAAACGCUGAGCCACAAUAGUUAUUCUUUAGAUCGUCGUGGUCUCACCACCCCCCUCUCCUCGAGAGGCCACUGUGAUCAACACACUGGUGAUAACAAGUACAACAGUCUUACUAAGCUCCACAAUAGUAAGAACACCUCACUGAAUAACAAGAAUAGCUACAGUAAUAAUAUCAGUAAUAAUAUUAAUAAUAGUAAUAAUUGCCACAAUAUAAGCUCCAGCAGUAAUGGCAGCAGCAGCAGCAAUAGCAGCAGCAAGAGUCCACCUAACUGCCGACCGCCUUCACAUCAGUCAACCUCUAGUAACAUAGAAGAUGGCCACAACCACCACAAGUUUGCUCAAGAUGAUAGACUCUCAAGCCAUUAUGAAAGCUCUUUGGAUAAUAGACUUUCAAACACGUAUGACAAUGCUUCUGUGUACACACGCAUAAAUGGGUAUUCUAAUAGUGACCUUCCUCGCUACGAUAGCUUGAAGAACCUUUCUAGUGACUCAGGACACUCCUUUGGUCAUCACCUGCACAACCCGCCAAUGGUGAGUAGUCUACACCAGCGGAUGGGUGGCUCUGUGACUAAUCUCUCUCGCAUCAGCAACGGUCAUCAUACUGGAUCAGUUCAAGGACUGGAUCGGCCUGGUUCAAGCAUCAGAUUGGACAGAUCAGCAUCAGUCACAGGGUCUAACUUGGGCAGGUCAGGCUCAGUCAGUGGAUCUAACUUGGGGCUUGAUAGAUCAUUAUCAGUGACGGGAUCCAACCUGGGCCUGGACCGCACCAUCUGUGGCUCUGUGUCGGGUUCAUUGAGUGAACUGACAUUGGACGAGCAUCACCAGACCCCCUCCCCUUCAGACUCUGGUGUAGCAGAGUUGGAGGCAAUGCUAAAAGAGAAGGAUUCUGAGAUCAACACACUACGAGAGACCAUGGAACAAAAUGAGCAGGUUAUAUUUAAGGUAUAUGAAGAGAAGGAGAAGACUUGGGAACGUGAACUGAAGAAGAUUCGGGAUCUGUAUGAUUCUCGGCUGAAGGGAGCCCAGCAGAAGGCCUUGAAGAUGGAACAGUCACUCACCACACAGACUUACCAGUUACAACAGGAGCGAAGGAAAUUAGUGGCAGAACUGGAAGAAGUUCGUCGUGAACGGGAUGGCCAGCAAAGCCAAACUGAACAACUGAGAAGAGAAUUAAAUUCCUUACGAGCUCAACUAGAAGAAACAGAAUGGAGUCUUUGUCAAAAAUCUGGAGAAAUCUCGUUACUGAAAACUCAGCUUAAAGAUUCCCAAGGAGACCAAACAACACGUGGACAUGAGCUGCUUCACUUACGGGCACAGGUGCGACAAUACCAGACUGAGGUUGAGCGGCGUCGGGCGGAAAUCAACUCCUUGCAUGACUUAAUGGCACAGCAGAGGAGGGAGUCUGAUGACCUGCGUCUACAGUUAGACACAGCUCAGCAGCAACAUUCACAAGCCCGGGCCCAUGAUCAAGAUCUCAGCCUUCAGAUGGACAAAUUGAAGAGUGAGGUUGAAGCCAUGAAAAAAGAGUGUGAACUGCAAAGACAGCAAUUUGAGGAGGAAAGAGUGAGAUGGAUUGAGGAGAAGGAGCGAGUGAUACGAUACCAGAAGCAGCUCCACCAGAACUAUGUUGCCAUGUUUGGCCGUAACCGUCAGUUGGAGGAGGAAGUGGCAAGACUCACAGGAGUACCUUUACCUCCACUAAAGACAUUAACCCCUCCAAAAUUCCCAGCAGCUUAUGCUGAUAUCAGAGAGUCUCCCUCUGCCCUGCAGGUUCCCAAUGAGUCACGAUGUUGAUGGGAAGGAACUUCACUGCUAGGUUAAGAAACAUUUAUAAAAUUUAAUUUAGUAACUUUGUAGGAUGAUACCUCAUUAAAGAUUUUAAUGUGUAUUAAAUGAAGGAUGAAAACACUUCAAUCAAGUUUUUUCUUUAAUCAUAGAAUAAUAUUUUUUAGAUGAAUAUUUGAAGGGGAUAACUAUGGGAAAAUGAUUUCAUACAUAGGCAUGCCUAAGAUGAACUUGUAACUUACAUGUCCUUAUUGUCCUGUACCACUAUUAUACAUGUAUAUGCCUAUGAAUCCAAACAGAUGGGAUGCACUGUAUUUUCUCAUCUUUUAAGGAUUCAUGAUUAAGUCAUGCUCACCAUUUUCAUUUAUUAAAGUAAUAUUUUAGCUAUCACAUAACUGUAAAUUAACUGUAUAGAACCCAUAAUGAAUUUACAUACUAAACUAUGUUGAAUUGUUUUAGUGUCUAGCCAAAGGUUACAUCUAGUUUCAAUGUUACGUCUAGGAGUACAGCACCAUAUUUUAUGAAUGUUAUAUAUCCAGUCAAGUGUGUGAAUGGUUUGAUAUGUCAAGCACAGAAUUUUAAUAAAUCUAUAUUUAUUACUUAUAUAAUGCUGUAAGCAAUACUGCAUUAGUUGUGGGUUUUUUAGUGGUUUAGUAAUAUUAAUGGUGAAUAUUUAGUCAAAGUUCCUUUAUUAGUCAAGCUGAUUAUGGCUGCCCUCAUUGUUUUUAAGCAAUGUAUGAAGAUUACUUGUGCACUGCUGUUACAAUGGGAGAAGGAAGCAGUCUUAUCAGAUAACCAAUAUCUGAUUUAGGUGGGUUGUUAACACCUUUGCACACGUUACAUGGUACCUAUCCAAACUUCCAAGUUGGUUUGUUGUGCGUGUGUGUACCAGCAUGCACGAGCAUGCACAAGCCUGACAUGGGGAGGCUUGUUUCUCUACUCAUCUUCCUGUGCUCUUUUUUUUUUCCAUGUGACACCAAUGACAAAUAAUGGAUUAAAUAGCAGGAACUGUAUGCACUUGAUAUUGCAGAAACCAAUUAGUGUGUAAAAUGUUAACUUAACUAUGAAAAAUGUGGUGUAUUAAGAACUGACUAGUUUCUGAAGCAGGGUCUCAAAAUUCUAUAACGAGCCCAUGCAAACUUUGGAAAAAAAAAAAAAUAUAUAAAAUAUAUUAUGUACUUAGUAUCAUACCUUACAUUUUAUACUAUCUUGAAAUUUUCAUGAUUUCCUCUUUUUUCUCCUUUUCCACCAAGACCAAUGAACAGUGAAAACAUGGGUAAAUAGUAGUGUAUAUACUUAUUCUUCAGGUGUAUUUCCAACUAGUCCCUAAAAUAACAGACUUUCAUGAUUUUCUUACUUCUGUGUGAAGGAAUCAAAAGAAAUCAACAGUAUGAAGUAGAGAUUUCUGUGAUUCAGAUAAUGAAGCUGCACACCAAAAAAUCACUGGUUCCUUCCAGCUACUGUCACACUAGCUUCACCAAGCAUACAACCCUAUGUUCUAAAUCCCAUGUGCAAAAUGUUAAUUUUAAAACAUCAUGGACAACUUGUACAUUGCACAUUUUGAAAAUAAGACUUCCUUCAAGCUGAGAGCCACAUGCAGUUUUACAAUUAAAACUGAAAAUGUGGAAGCAGCAAAAUCUAUUUACCCACAAGAUUAUCUUGGAGGAUUAUUAACAUGACUUCAUAAACUAAAGGCUUCAUCUUAUUCAAAUUUAUCAUAUAUAUGUACAAUAUGUUGAUUCACUUGUAUCUGCAUAUUUAAGUUUUAAAACUUUUCAAUUGUUUAUCAUAACACAUGAAAAUACUCUUUGUGCACAAAUAGUAAGAUAUAAGCACAGUAUUUAGAAGGACAACAUUAAUGUGAAACUUUAUAUACUGUGAAAAUUCUCAGAACUUUGGUGUCAGUGUAUUUCCUCUCUCAUUUUGUGAUAUUCACUUUAAACAAGCUAUAAACAAGUUAACGGGAACAAUAUUGUUAUAUGUGGUCCUUAACUUAGUUCAAAUUACCUAACAUUUGUGAGAAUAUGAAGUCAGUUGCUACACUGAAAAGAAUUAUGACUGCUGGUUAAUGGUUAAUUAUGAUAAUUUACUACAUGGUAAUUCUCCAUAAUCAGCAAAAAUAAAUUUUCAACAUCA